Messenger RNA from Synchiropus splendidus (mandarinfish), 1270 nucleotides. It is a transcript of the gene eve1, whose product is annotated as even-skipped-like1. The coding region runs from base 217 to 870 and encodes 217 amino acids. Gene Ontology annotation, biological process: regulation of transcription by RNA polymerase II. Gene Ontology annotation, cellular component: nucleus. NCBI's taxonomy places the organism in Eukaryota, Metazoa, Chordata, Actinopteri, Syngnathiformes, Callionymidae. The transcript is spliced from 3 exons. The record is from RefSeq and is a predicted model, not a curated record. Gene Ontology annotation, molecular function: DNA-binding transcription factor activity, RNA polymerase II-specific; RNA polymerase II cis-regulatory region sequence-specific DNA binding.
UCCCCUAAACGCUAGUCACACUUCUCGGGGAUGCGGCGCCGCGUCGACUCGACAAGCGGUGGUGAGGCGCGCAGAACGGGUCCACGGUCAUGAGGGUAAAAACCAAGUUCCUCAUCCUCUGGCGGGACAGACUUCGGUAAAGUGUGUGUGUUGUGUGUGUGUGUGUAUGUGGACGCUGAGGGAGCACAGCACCGGCAAACGGACUUGUGAUGCGUGAUGUCCGAGAGACGAGAGGCUGCUGUGGCUACCGCCGGUGAGGACAAGCAGCUCAUGGACCAAAACCGGCGGCACCGAACGGCGUUUACGCGCGAGCAGCUGGACAGGCUGGAGCACGAAUAUCGACGGGAAAGCUACGUGUCCAGAGCCCGCAGAUGUGAGCUGGCCAGCUCUCUCAACCUACCGGAGACCACGAUCAAGGUUUGGUUCCAGAACCGCAGAAUGAAGGACAAGCGGCAUUGCCACACUUUCCUGUGGCCUCUCCCUUUCAUGGAUCCAUUGGGGGCUCUUCUCGUGCGGCAGGGCUCAGUUCCCUCCAGCUUGCCGUACCACUACCUAUCAUCACAAAUAACCCAUAUGCCCCUACACCACUACUCACCAAUCCCCUCCCGGGCUCUCGCAGCUCACAGCCACUACAGCUUCCACCCGAGGCCGCGGAGUGUACUGCACCUAUCUCAGUACCUCAACAGAGCAGCGUGGGCUCAGUCUUCAGGGGCUUUGUACACUUUGCCGACUAUAGCGCACCCUAUUUCCUGUCAUUGUCCACUCUGCCCAGAGCAAGUGCUGAAGGUCAGAAGGGAGACUUUCACAUCUGGCCAGACACAAGACCACCACCCAGCCCCCAACCCCGGACUCUCAGAUGGAGAUCAUUAAACUGAGGAAUCCUUUAAACCAUGAGGCUGCUGCAGGAGGGAAGUCUGCUCUUGCCUGCGAGGAGGCGUUAUUGAGCCAUGGAGAUGUUUUGUUCAGUUGGCAGGUAUUUUAUCAGGUGAUAGCUAUACCUACAGAGAAGAAGCGAAUUUACACAUUUUUUUUCCAUUUAUUGGGUCAAUAGAACAUAUUCUAUUGCUUACAUCUAACCUAAUUUACAUCAGAUUAAACAUGAUACUUUUAUAUUGUAGCACAUUGGAUUGAUUUCGUGCACUUCAAAACAUCAAGAGUAUAUUCUUGAUUUUGUAAUACUUAUUUUUAAACAUUGUUAGUUGUCACUGCCUUUCUUUUUCUGCCCGUGGGAUUCUGACAAAGAGAAAAAUAAAAGUUGAAUUAAAACUAU